Orycteropus afer afer is the source of this 1503-nucleotide messenger RNA. RefSeq names its product carboxypeptidase Z (gene CPZ). The transcript is spliced from 8 exons. Gene Ontology annotation, molecular function: zinc ion binding; protein binding; metallocarboxypeptidase activity. NCBI's taxonomy places the organism in Eukaryota, Metazoa, Chordata, Mammalia, Tubulidentata, Orycteropodidae. Gene Ontology annotation, biological process: proteolysis. The record is from RefSeq and is a predicted model, not a curated record. The coding region runs from base 1 to 1503 and encodes 500 amino acids.
AUGAGUGUAGGUACGUCUGGCCAGCUCAGAACACGGGCUGCUGCCAACAGUGCCGUCUGCGUGGAUUUGCAGCUGUCGGCCUGCAGCGACGCGGCCUACAACCAGACGACCUUCCCCACGCGGCUGAACCACCGCUCCCGGGACGCGGUGGAGGCCAGCUCCGAGUACAUCUUGCUGAGUGUGCUGCACCACCUCCUAGAGGGCCAGUGCAACCCCGACCUGAGGCUGCUGGGCUGUGCCGUGCUGGCGCCCCGCUGCGACGGCGACCGGGAGCGCAGGCCCUGCAGGCGCGUGUGCGAGGGCCUCCGGGAGGCCUGCCAGCCCGCCUUCGACGCCAUCGACAUGGCCUGGCCCUACUUCCUGGACUGCACGCGCUACUUCGCCCGGGAGGAUGAGGGCUGCUUCGACCCCCUGGAGAAGCUGCGAGGAGGCCUGGAGGCCGAGGAUGCCCCACCCUCGGGCCUGCCACUGGACUUCAUCCGCUUCGCCCACCACUCCUACGCCCAGAUGGUCCGUGUGCUGAGGCGGACGGCAGCCCAGUGCGCCCACAUUGCCAAGACCUACAGCAUCGGGCGCAGCUUCGAUGGCAAGGACCUGCUGGUCAUCGAGUUCUCGGGCCGCCCUGGCCAGCACGAGCUGAUGGAGCCUGAGGUGAAGCUCAUUGGCAACAUCCAUGGCAACGAGGUGGCGGGCCGCGAGAUGCUCAUUUACCUGGCCCAGUACCUGUGCUCCGAGUACCUGCUGGGGAACCCGCGCGUCCAACGCCUGGUCAACACCACCCGCAUUCACCUGCUGCCCUCCAUGAACCCCGACGGCUACGAGGUGGCGGCCGCCGAGGGUGCUGGCUACAACGGGUGGACAAGCGGCAGGCAGAACGCACAGAACCUGGACCUGAACCGCAACUUCCCCGACCUGAGCAUGUCCGACUUUAACUACCUGCACGCCAGCUGCUUCGAGAUCACCGUGGAGCUGGGCUGCGUGAAGUUCCCGCCCCAGGAGGCGCUGUACACCAUCUGGCAACACAACAAGGAGUCGCUCCUGAGCUUCCUGGAGAUGGUGCACCGUGGCAUCAAGGGCGUGGUCAUGGACAAGUUUGGGAAGCCGGUCAAGGACGCCCGGAUUGUCGUCAAGGACAUCCGCCAUGAUGUCACCACAGCCCCCGACGGUGACUACUGGAGACUGCUGCCCCCAGGGUCCCACAUUGUCAUUGCCCAAGCCCCUGGCUACUCCAAGGUCAUCAAGAAGGUCGUCAUCCCUGCCCACAUGCGGAGGGCCGGCCGGGUGGACUUCAUCCUCCAGCCCCUGGGAGCAGGACCCCAGAAGGUCGCCCGGGGGCUGCAGAGAGGUGGGCGCAGGCCACACGACCCGCGGGGAGACGAGGGCUUGCACAGUGAGAUCCCGGUUGUGCGGAGGCAGCCCCCUGCCAAUGGGGCCAAGCCGUGGUGGUGGUCCUACCUCAGCUCGCUGAGCCAGCACAAGCCACGCUGGCUGCUCAAGUACUGA